AUGGAAGAGAAUCCAAGCGUGGAUCUGCCUGGAGCUGGACCAGCCCAGGGUGAGGUGGGGAGCCCAGCAGAGCAUCCUGUGCACCAAGAGGCCACCCAGGAAGCAGCUGGGCACCAAGUGACAAGCAGGUGGCCUGAGACAUCCUGCAAACCAGAGGAGGACUCUUCAGUGUGUGAAUCAGCUGCUGAUGAGGGAGAGACAGCACUGUUGGGUUCACCUGAUCCCACAGUAGAGGAGAAAGCUGCCCAGGAAACUGAAGUAUUGCCAGAAGAGUCUGACAAGACAAGAGAAGAUGUCUUGGAAAGACACCUGGAAAAAGAGGACUUGGAUCAAGCUGGGCUGGGCCACGAGAAUGUGGAAAGCAAAGGAGACAGUCCUGUCCUCCAGGAAACAUGGGAGCACCAGUGGACAACUGGGCAGUGUGAAAGCCUCUCUGAGGCAGAGGAAGAUGCCUUGUCAGCAAGCAAGGCACAGAGCUCUGACAGUGAAAUGACACGUUUGGAUGUGACUGGCAUGGAAGGUGUUCCCAGUGGCCUCAUGGCAGAGAAGAGCAGCAGUGCCACUCUCCCAGACUGGGAGCCAAAGAUGCCCAGAGAGCAAGAAACACAGGAGAGCAGGUCCCAAGGCACACUAAGGAAAAGACCAACAGGGGACACAGCCCCAAACCCAGAGACUCAGUCUUCCUUGCAGAACAUCACCACCCAAAACACAGAGCAGGAGAAGGCCAAAAAGUCCCUCCCAUGGAAAGGUGAGGAAAAGAAGCUUCCCUUGCAUGUAACUCAUCGACCAGAAGGCACUGAUCCUCCAGGAGCAAGGCUUUUCGUCGUGGGCCUCGCGGUGCUCGGCUUCUGCAUAUUCUGCUUCGGCAGCCCGACCUCCAGCUCCCAGCAGCCCCGCAAGAACCCCGCGGUGGAGGCGUUCCUGUCCCAGUUUGACCAGCUGCAGCACGGGUUCCCGGGCCAGAGCCCCAACCUGUGGCUUCGUGGGCGCAAGUUCCUGCAGAAGCACCUGAACGCGUCCCAGCACACGCAGCCGGCCAUCAUCAUCCUCGCGGCCGCCCGCGGCGCCGAGCGGACCCUGCGCUGCCUCGGCGCCCGCGUGGCCGACUCGUACUCGGCCGCCCUGCACGGCAGCACGGUGCAGAUCCAUGGCGGGGAUAAAGCCAGGCUCCACAGCGACCAGGCUAAGCUGGAGGUGGACUUGGAGCUGAGCUCGGCGUUCGAGGCCGGGGGCCGAGCCGCGGUGAUCCACCGCUUCGAGCUGCUGCCCGCGGGGGCCACCCUCAUCUUCUACAAGUACUGCGACCACGAGAGCGCCGCCUUCAAGGACGUGGCCCUGCUUCUGACGGUGCUGCUGGAGGAGGACACGCUGGAGAGCCACGUCAGCCUGCAGCAGGUGGAGGAGAGGGUCCGUGACUUCCUCUGGGCCAAGUUCACCAGCGCCAGCGCCCCCAGCUCCUACAACCACAUGGACUCUGACAAGCUGAGCGGGCUGUGGAGCCGCAUCUCCCACCUGGUCCUGCCCGUACACCCAGUGCAGAGCAUCGAGGAGGAGGGCUGCUGUGCCAAACGCUAG
Molecule: messenger RNA, 1575 nt
Organism: Cinclus cinclus
Lineage: Eukaryota; Metazoa; Chordata; Aves; Passeriformes; Cinclidae
Gene: TOR1AIP2
Product: torsin 1A interacting protein 2
Exons: 6
Coding region: 1-1575 (524 amino acids)
Biological process (GO): membrane organization
Cellular component (GO): membrane
Molecular function (GO): ATPase activator activity
Source: RefSeq, a predicted model, not a curated record